AUGAAGUCUGCCGUUCUGGUCCUCGCUCUGGCGUCGCUUGCCGCUGCCAGCGCGGAGCUUAAGAUUGAUGUCACCAGGAAGGUCAAGUGCGAGCGCAAGACCCAGAAGGGCGACCAGGUCAAGAUGCACUAUCACGGCUCCCUGCAGAGCAACGGAGAGAAGUUUGAUGCUAGCUACGACCGUGGACAGCCCCUCGCGUUCAAGGUGGGCAGCGGUCAGGUCAUCAAGGGCUGGGACGAAGGUCUUCUAGACAUGUGCAUUGGAGAGAAGCGUACUCUCACCAUCCCCCCUGAGUACGGAUACGGCUCGCGUGGCAUUGGCCCAAUUCCUGGUGGAGCCACUCUCAUCUUCAAGACCGAGCUCGUUGGGAUCGCCGGCGUCGAUACCCCCAACCCCGAGGACAUCGAGGUAGAGGAGGAGAAGGGCGAGGAGAAGAAGGAGGAGGCAAAGGAAUCUGAGGCUCCCAAAGAGACGGAGGCCAACGUUGCCGAGAAGGUUCAAAGCGUUGCCUCCGAGGCUGCGGAGGCUGUCAAGACCGUCAUUGCCGACACUGAUGACCCGGUCCACGGGGAGCUGUAA
Molecule: messenger RNA, 579 nt
Organism: Clonostachys solani
Lineage: Eukaryota; Fungi; Ascomycota; Sordariomycetes; Hypocreales; Bionectriaceae
Source: the annotation of a GenBank genome assembly